CGAGCGCGCGGGAAUCCAAAAGAGCUUCCGCAGCGGCAGUCUUGGGGGCUCCCAUCUGGCAGUCUUCCCGCAGGCACUAUGAGCUGCCUCACCCUGCCCACCGUGCUGCCCGGCCCCCCCUGCAAGGCCGGGGGGCAGAUCCAGGUGAUUCUCGGACCUAUGUUCUCAGGAAAAAGCACUGAGCUGAUGAGACGCGUCCAGCGCUUCCAGAUCGCCCAGUACAAGUGCCUGGUGAUCAAAUACGCCAAAGACACGCGGUACAGCAACUUGUUCUCCACGCACGACCGGAACACCAUGGAGGCGCUGCCCGCCUGCCAGCUCCGGGACACCACCCAGGAGGCCCUGGGCGUGGACGUCAUAGGCAUCGACGAAGGGCAGUUUUUCCCUGACAUCGUGGAGUUCAGCGAGGCCAUGGCCAACUCGGGGAAGACCGUGAUCGUGGCUGCCCUGGACGGGACCUUCCAGAGGAAGGCUUUCGGAGCCAUCCUGAACCUGGUGCCGCUGGCCGAGAGCGUGGUGAAGCUGAACGCCGUGUGCAUGGAGUGCUUCCGCGAGGCCGCCUACACCAAGCGGCUGGGCCUGGAGAAGGAGGUCGAGGUGAUCGGAGGAGCAGACAAAUACCACGCCGUGUGCCGCCUCUGCUACUUCCAGAAGGCCGCAGGUCAGCCGGCCGGGCCGGGCAACAAAGAGAACUGCCCGGGGCUGGGGAAGCCCGGCGAGGCCAAGCUCGGGGAGGCGGCCGGGACCAGGAAGCCGCUGGCCCUGCAUCAGAUCCUGCAGCACAUCCCGGCCAACUGAGAGCCCGGGGCCGCCGGCGCCCCCUGCUGGACGCCUGUCCCCUGCCCCCCCGCGGCCUUUCCGAAGGAGGAAGAGGAAGUCCGGCCCGGGGACGCUUCACUGGCUGUGGGCUUCCUGCGUCUGCAGGGCCCUGCGGGCUGGUGCUCCACAGACUCGCUCCCCUCCUUGCCUGUCCGCUGGCGUUUCUCGGUUCCCUUCCCGGCUGCCGGUCCGCUCACGACGCACUCGGGGCUGGAGCCGUCCCUGCCCUGUGGCUCGGGGUCUGGCCUUGGCAGACACCGCUCCUUCUCCUUUGGGGUGAGGGGCCGGCCGGCCACACGCUGUUGUGACAUCGGCGCUGCUGGCUUCCUCCCCCUUGCGGCUUUCGCUGCUGAGUUUCUGUUCUCGCUGGCAAGUCCCGGCAUCAGCAGCUCCGGCUCAGCGCCGGGUCCCGUCCACACGCA
This is a messenger RNA of Phyllostomus discolor (pale spear-nosed bat), 1241 nucleotides long. RefSeq names its product thymidine kinase 1 (gene TK1). The record is from RefSeq and is a predicted model, not a curated record. The transcript has 7 exons. Lineage: Eukaryota; Metazoa; Chordata; Mammalia; Chiroptera; Phyllostomidae. Gene Ontology annotation, molecular function: thymidine kinase activity; ATP binding. Gene Ontology annotation, biological process: thymidine metabolic process. The coding region runs from base 79 to 798 and encodes 239 amino acids.